Molecule: messenger RNA, 2162 nt
Organism: Mycena citricolor
Lineage: Eukaryota; Fungi; Basidiomycota; Agaricomycetes; Agaricales; Mycenaceae
Source: the annotation of a GenBank genome assembly
GUCGCACCCUGGCUCAACACGUACGUCGAGAUUCGGAUGUGGUUGUCUGAAUCUCUAUGAUUUGACUUCAGCUUUGGUUGAGUCCUCAUGAAAACCCGGGCCAAGCUAUUUGUUUUCUGUCUCACUAGGUGAAAACCACUUUUGGGUGCUCCAUGGCUCCACCAGCGCGGAAUUCUGUUGUGGAGGAGGAUGUAAUAUUUCACAUGAUAAGAUUCGCUGAUACGCCAACCUGGAGCUUGUCGGUUAGGGCACACUUCAUGACCAAUUUGAAAAUCGUCGUGAGUGUUCUGUCUUUAUGGUUCAAUCAAAUUUGUCCUCGCUUGGGCGAGGCUGAAUCUCAGGAGUGUAUUAAUAAAUAUUUGGGUUCCAGUCAUCCUGAGCCGAUGGAGUGUUUUGAAUCACUUCGGUGGAUUGGAUUGGAAUAUGCUCGGGGAGAUAUCGCGGAAGACUAUGCUUUUAUUUCGCGUCGGUCAAGUUGAGCAGAUUUCACAAGCCCAUGUUGAUAAACAACUCAUGUGAUGGUCAAUGACCCUCCACUCGGUCCCGAAUGGCUGAUGUGCCACCCGUGUGAGCGGUAGAAGAGGAUCUCAACAAAACCCAGGAUAUGACAAAAGGGUCAGGUGGAUUCGAGCAGUCGACGACGAAGAGAAACCCGGCAGAACGACCCUCCCACUCAAAACAACAGAUGGACGACGUCCGCCCCGACCAACACCGUCGAUCCCCGACCCCAAGCCUCCUUCGCCCUCUCGACCGCUAUUUCAUUCGGCUCCAGCGGCACGACGCUCCGCGGCAGCGCACCCCACUGCGCAAACGGGCGGAGGCGAUACUUGUCCAGCACCCGCCGCAGUUUCGGGUACGUGCUGUCCGGCGCGGUCAGAAGAUCGAGCGCAAUCAGCUCGCCGAGGCCGCGCCGCGUGAGGAGCGGCAUCGGAUUCGAGUACAGGUGGAUCGGGCGCGGACGGUGCUGCACGACGUGCUCGAUGCCGAAUAUCUCGUACGUGUGCUUCAGGGCUGCGUCGGCGGGCGCUUCGACCGCCCGUGCGGUACCUGGCAGCCCGAGAUGUCGCUUCCCUGUGUCAGAGCAAGUAGCAGCAGCGUUAGUCGACGAGUAUACGACGGCAGGGAGCGACGCACAGACGUUAGCGUGCCACUCGUACCCCAUGUCAUCCCGCAGCCGGGAAUACGCUUCAGGCGCGAGAUAGUCUGUGUGCGCCGUGGCCAGGUGCGCGAAGAUCGCGAAAAUCAGAUCGACGUAGACCGGUGUGUGGCUGAGAUCCUUCGCGAAGAACGGUCCCCACGAGCUCAGAGACGACGUGGGGGACGAGGACGGACCGGGGUUUCUGGGAGGUGGCGGGGGUGCGGUUGGCCUCGGAGGCGGUGGCGGUGGCGGAGGCGGAUGCUGAGUCGGGGGCGGCGGCGGCGGGGGAGGCGAUGGACGAGGCGGGUUGGUUCCAGGUGACGUGGCUGCAGGCGGCGGCCCACCUGACGCAGUCCGAUUCUUCGUCGAGUUCCCACCCCGCCCGAGCGCCUCUUCAGCCAGCUCACUCGCGCUGCGCAUGAACGGCUUCUUCGCAUUCCCAUUGAAGUGCAGCACGCCGCUCCCCUUCACGCUCCCGCCGCUCACUCUGAGGACCUCCACCGCGUGGAUGCGCUCAUGCGACCCCCCAGCGGGGAAGCGCUCGCCCAGUGCGCAGUUGGCGCAGAGAUCGAGGAACGGAGGCGGGCAAACCAGGCAUCGGACGCGCGGGAGUGGAUCGGGGAUAGGGGUGCCGCAUGCGUGGCACGCGAAGGAGGAUGCCGCUGUGGUCUGUGGCGGCGGAGGGCGAUGGGAUUGGGAGUCUGACUGGUGGGUCUGGUGGCCGCGGGCGCUGGCUACGGGCAUGUCGUGCGAGGACGGUCGAAGUAGGUAGAUCUGUCGCACGAAGGCUGUGGGACGCCACCGAGACGUGACAUGGCUUGUCGAGCGACAGUUUCUGGUGAAAAUCGAUGCUCGGUUCGGAGGGCCACAGUAAGGUAUUGGGUGGAAGUUUUCCAGGCAGAUUGCCAGGGCCAAGACGGUGAAAAUACAAACAAGUGGCGGCCUCACACCUGCUCCGACUGAUCAUUGAUGAGGCCCGGUUUGGGUGUGGCUGUGAGAGCUUGUGAUCGAUCCAAACAUGCUG